CUCUGUGAGCAGCGUGAUGCGCGAGACGAGCGCGUGAAGAACAGAGCGGAAGUCCUCGCAAGCGUGUUUUUUGUUUACACGCUUUAUUAGAAUAAUUUCGUUUUUAAGGAUUAAACACACACACGAAUCAUAAUGGACGUGGGAGAGCUGCUGAGUUAUCAGCCCGAUAAGGGUGCAAAGAGAGCCAGAGAUGAAGACAGCAAAGAUGAGUCCAGAGCCAAACAGAAGAUGGCACGAGAUGCUGGACGAUUUUCAGUCAAGGGAGAAUUUGACAGUGAAGAGCAGGGAGGAGGAGAUCGGGAGAAGAUUCUGGAGAACCUGAUGGAUCAGGAUGGCGAAGAUCCUGAGGGAGAGCCAGUGGAUGAGAGCACAGUGAAGAAAAUGAUCUUGACUUUUGAGAAAAGAUCAUACAAAAACCAAGAGCUGAGGAUCAAGUUUCCAGACAACCCAGAGAAGUUCAUGGAGGCGGAGCUUGAUCUGAAUGACAUCAUCCAAGAGAUGCACGUCAUCGCCACAAUACCAGAGCUGUAUCAUCUGCUGGUGGAGCUGAAUGCGGUGAAUUCACUGCUGGGUCUCCUCAGUCACGACAACACUGAUAUCAGUAUUGCCGUAGUGGAUCUUCUGCAAGAACUGACCGACAUCGACACACUUCAUGAGAGCGAGGAAAGCGCAGAGACCCUCAUUGAUGCUCUGUUGGAGGGUCAGGUCGUAGCUCUCAUGGUACAGAACAUGGAGCGUCUGGAUGAGACGGUGAAGGAGGAGGCUGAUGGAGUUUACAACACUUUAGCGAUGAUCGAGAACAUGGCCGAGUUUCGCCCCGGUCUAUGCACAGAAGCGGCCCAGCAGGGUUUAAUGCAGUGGCUGUUAAAGAGAAUCAAGGCAAAGAUGCCUUUUGAUGCCAAUAAGCUUUACUGCAGUGAAAUACUGGCCAUCCUGCUGCAAAACAAUGAAAAAACCAGGGAGCUGUUGGGAGAAAUGGACGGUAUUGACGUUCUACUGCAGCAGCUUUCAGUGUUUAAACGUCAUAAUCCAUCCACGCCGGAAGAGCAGGAAAUGAUGGAGAACUUGUUUGAUGCCCUCUGUUCCUGUCUCAUGCUUCCAGCCAAUCGCGAUCGUUUCCUGAAGGGAGAGGGGCUUCAGCUUAUGAACCUCAUGCUCAGGGAGAAGAAGAUGUCUCGGGUCAGCGCGUUAAAGGUUCUGGACUAUGGAAUGAUCGGUCCAGAAGGUGCUGAUAACUGUCACAAAUUUGUGGAUAUCCUGGGUCUCAGAACCAUAUUCCCUUUGUUUAUGAAGACACCCAAGAAAAUGAAAAAAGUCGGAGUAUCGGACAAGGAGCAUGAAGAGCAUGUUUGUUCCAUCAUCGCCUCGAUGCUGAGGAACCUCAAAGGGCAGCAGAGAAGUCGUCUUCUGAGCAAGUUCACAGAGAACGACUGUGAGAAGGUCGACAGACUCAUGGAGCUGCAUUUUAAGUACCUGGAAGCUGUGCAGCACGCAGACAAGAGAAUCGAGGGGGAGAAACACGAUAUGGUGCGUCGGGGUGAGAUUAUCGAUGAUGCUAUGGAUGAUGAGUUUUAUCUCCGCAGGCUGGACGCUGGACUCUUUGUUCUUCAGCUCCUCUGUUACAUCAUGGUGGAGAUCUGCAGCGCGGGCAUUCCUCAGUUACACCAGAGAAUUCAUCAGAUUCUUAAUCUAAGAGGAGGAUCUGUCAAAGCAGUCCGUCAUAUUAUGAGAGAGUAUGCUGAAAAUAUUGGUGAUGGCAAGAGUGAAGAAUUUAAAGAAAGUGAGCAGAAGAGGAUUAUGGAACUGCUGGAGAACUUCUGAACAUCCAGCUGGAGCUCAGGGAAACAUCUACCACAAUGUCCUCUGUAAAUAGAGUUUGUGAUUCAUUUGAUGUCUGCAUGGACUUUUAUCUUCCUGCUGUCUGAAGAAAGAAAAAAAUCUGAUAUUUAACUACAAUAUUUGUCUGACUGGUUAUCUCCCAACAGAUGAAGAAUGAACUUGGAUAUUCGAUCCAGAUAUUGUAUUUGGAGAAAAAAUUAUUUUGUUUUUUUUUUUUUUUUUUUUUUU
Molecule: messenger RNA, 2067 nt
Organism: Misgurnus anguillicaudatus (oriental weatherfish)
Lineage: Eukaryota; Metazoa; Chordata; Actinopteri; Cypriniformes; Cobitidae
Gene: ctnnbl1
Product: catenin, beta like 1
Cellular component (GO): spliceosomal complex
Source: RefSeq, a predicted model, not a curated record